GAAGGUCUGUUUCAGGUGUUCUCAUUCUCAGUUCAUUCACGCUCAAAUCUCCUCGACCUGCAGACGUUAAUGAAAGGAUUAAGGAACAAUUAAUCCUUGGGGUCAUCUUAAAGACAUCAUCAUCAUCAUCCAUGACCGAAUUAGGUAUAUGUGAGAGGAAGGGGGACGGACUCGCUAACAGUGUUUGGACGAAUCAGCCGGCGAUGAGGAUGAUGAGCCAAGAGUUUGAGGAAAACGUGCAAAA
This is a messenger RNA of Acaulospora morrowiae, 244 nucleotides long. The record is from the annotation of a GenBank genome assembly. Lineage: Eukaryota; Fungi; Glomeromycota; Glomeromycetes; Diversisporales; Acaulosporaceae.